Molecule: messenger RNA, 459 nt
Organism: Solanum verrucosum
Lineage: Eukaryota; Viridiplantae; Streptophyta; Magnoliopsida; Solanales; Solanaceae
Product: calmodulin-2/4-like
Exons: 2
Coding region: 1-342 (113 amino acids)
Molecular function (GO): calcium ion binding; enzyme regulator activity
Source: RefSeq, a predicted model, not a curated record
AUGCGGUUGUUGGGACAAAAUCCAACUGAGGCUGAGCUUCAAGACAUGAUCAAUGAAGUUGAUGCUGAUGGAAAUGGAACCAUUGACUUCCCCGAGUUCCUUAACUUGACGGCUGGGAAGAUGAAAGACACUAAUUCUGAGGAGGAGCUCAAGGAAGCUUUCAGAGUGUUUGACAAGGAUCAGAAUGGAUUCAUUUCUGCAGCUGAGCUACGCCAUGUCAUGACAAACCUAGGCGAGAAGCUUACAGAUGAAGAGGUUGACGAGAUGAUUCGUGAAGCUGACGUGGAUGGUGAUGGACAGAUCAACUAUGACGAGUUUGUCAAGGUCAUGAUGGCCAAGUGAGAACUGAUCAACUCAACUUACCUAAAUUCGGUUAUUUUGAACCUUGUGACAAUUGAGGAUUUUAUGUUUUUUAUUUUGCGCGACUAAUUUUGUUGAUAUUUCAGAUUCUUGUGUAUU